This is a messenger RNA of Lotus japonicus, 3235 nucleotides long. RefSeq lists its product as uncharacterized. The record is from RefSeq and is a predicted model, not a curated record. Gene Ontology annotation, biological process: telomere maintenance; DNA repair. The coding region runs from base 1094 to 3235 and encodes 713 amino acids. The transcript is spliced from 2 exons. Gene Ontology annotation, molecular function: DNA helicase activity. Lineage: Eukaryota; Viridiplantae; Streptophyta; Magnoliopsida; Fabales; Fabaceae.
AAGGUUGGGAAUCUUACAUUCCCAUGGGAAAGAUGAAUGUAACUUCCCACUUCUCCCACAAUUUAUCAUUUUUACCUUUAUUUUUAAGUUUUUUUAAUUUUUAAAUUAAGAAAAUUUUAAAAUGUUCCCAGGAAUACAAAAUACUUACCAAACACAUUUAUAAAAUUUACCCAGAAAUAACAUACCCGGUAAUCAUAUUCCUGGGAAUGUUAUUCCCGGGAAUGUGAUCUCAAACCUUGAAACAAACGCCCCCUUAAAAAUUGAACCCAUGGAGUCUAUACAUAUUUAAGAACUACGUUUAAAUCCUAUAACAUACUCCCAAUUGUGCUUAUGCUUCCAUUGCCGGCUCCUUAAGUUACGUAUUUUUAUAUUAAAACACAUUAAUUCUUGCGACUAUUAGUGUAAGAGAACUAGAGAAGGUUUAAAAAUUAAAUCAAUGGAAUCUCUAUACCAGUAUACCUAUUAAAGACUACGUUUGAAUCCUAAAGCAUAUAUAGAAAUUAUUGAUAAUGUCGUGCAAUUUUUUUUAAAAUGCAUUUUAUUUGAAUUCAUGUAACUCAUAUUGUAGAAAUGGAGAACAUGCGACGUGUGCAACGAAAGCCCGAAAAUGCUUCCUGAAGUGCUAUGUGAAAAUUAGUAUACUAUUGAUAAGGGGUUGUCUAAAUGACCCAUGGUAAUAUUUGGGUUAAAUAACAUAUACCUGUUUAAAUAUAUCAAUAAAGGGCCUGAUAGAGUGAAUGUUAAAAUAUCUUCGAAUGGUCAUAAUUCUUCCAAAGAUCAAGUUGAAGAUGAGAUUAAGCAAUACUAUGAUUGCAGGUAAUUACAUAAGUUUUAAGUCUAAUUCAGUUUUUUUUUCUUUUUUUUUUCUUUAUUGAAAGAUUUUAAUUUGUUUGUUUUUUAUUGUUUCAGGUAUAUAACUCCAUGUGAAGCAGCAUGGAGGUCUUUUAAAUUUGAUAUUCAUGACAGGUGGCCUGCAGUUUUGCGUUUAGGAUUCCAUCUUCCAAACCAACAAUCUGUUCUAUUUGACGAUGAUGACGACUUGGAAAAUGUGAUUGAAAAAUGCUCAAGCAAGGAGACCCAAUUUUUGGCUUGGAUGACUGCUAAUAAAAAAUACACAGAGGGAAAGAACUUGACAUACGCUGAAUUUCCUUCCAAGUUUGUCUAUAAGAAAAGUUCUCAAGAAUGGGUUCCAAGAAAAAGAGGUCUCUCUCUAGGCCGCCUUCAAUAUAUAGCUCCUGGUUUGGGAGAAGUUUAUUAUAUGAGAGUUCUGUUGACAGUGCAAAGAGGAUGUGAAAGUUUUGAAAGCAUAAGGACAGUGAAAGGAGUUGUUUAUCCCACAUUCCACGAUGCUUGCGAAGCUUUAGGUUUCAUGGAAGAUGACCGAGAAUAUAUAGAUGGGAUAAAAGAUGUCAGUUUUUUCGGCACUGGAGUUCAUUUGAGGAAGUUGUUUGUUAGAUUGUUGAGCUCAAACAAUUUCAGCCGUCCAAAACAUGUAUGGGAACAAACAUGGAGACUAUUGAGUGAUGGAAUUCUAUAUGACAGAAGAAAGGAGCUUAACAUUCCAGGGCUUCAAAUUAGUGAUGACGACCUAAUGAACUUAUGCCUCAUUGAAAUCGAGAAGUUGUUAUAUAACAAUGGAAGGUCCUUGAGAGAAUAUCCGACUCUUCCAUUUCCAAGAUUUGCUGAAGGUCUCAAUUUUGGAAACAAAUUUGUUAUUGACGAGCUUAAUUACAAUAAGGAGGAAAUGUCCAAAGCCCAUGAAGAGCUGGUCAGUCGUCUCACAGAAGAGCAAAAUGAUGUAUACACUCAGGUAUUGAAUUCUGUGUUGUCUAAUAAUGGGGGAUUCUUUUUUCUUUAUGGUUUUGGAGGAACAGGAAAAACAUUCCUGUGGAAGACUUUAUCUGCUGCUCUACGUUCCAAAGGACUGAUUGUUUUAAAUGUAGCAUCAAGUGGCAUAGCUUCAUUGUUAUUACCUGGAGGGAGUACAGCUCAUUCUAGAUUCGCUAUUCCUAUUUCUAUCAAGGAGUUGUCAACGUGUAACAUUCGUCAAGGAUCCCACAAAGCUGAGCUACUUCAGAAAGCAAGUUUAAUCAUAUGGGAUGAAGCUCCUAUGUUAAGUAAGCUUUGUUUUGAAGCUUUAGACCGAACCUUGAAUGACAUAAUGAAAACUGAAGCAACCUAUGGUUAUGAGAAACCAUUUGGUGGAAAAGUAGUGGUGUUGGGUGGAGACUUUAGACAAAUUCUUCCUGUCAUAUCAAAAGGUAGUCGUUUUGAAAUUGUAAGUUCUGCUAUCAACUCUUCUUAUUUAUGGAAGUUUUGCAAAGUAUUCAAGUUAACCACCAACAUGAGAUUACAAAAUGCAUCUUCCUCUGCUUCUGCUGAAGAAAUUAAGGAAUUUGCUGAAUGGAUUCUUCAAGUGGGGGAUGGAAAAGCAAAGACAAUUGAUGAUGAAGAAUCAAUAAUUGAAAUUCCACAAGAUUUAUUGAUUGGUCAAUGUGCUGAUCCGCUACUUUCUUUAGUUAAUUUUGCUUAUCCGAACUUUGUGGCUAAUCUGAAAAACUAUUCCUUCUUUGAAGAAAGGGCAAUACUAGCUCCUACUCUUGACAGUGUAGAACACAUCAAUAACUACAUGAUGUCAAUGAUCCCUGGAGAGGAGAGAGAGUACUUGAGUUAUGAUACGCCAUGUAGAUCUGAUGAAGAUUCAGAGAUUGAUGCAGAAUGGUUCACUUCAGAAUUCUUGAAUGAUGUAAAGUGCUCUGGGAUUCCAAACCAUAGACUUAUAUUGAAAGUUGGAGUUCCUAUAAUGCUUCUUCGGAAUAUAGAUCCGUCUGCUGGAUUAUGUAAUGGAACUCGACUGAUUGUGACGGAUUUGACUGAUCACAUCAUAGUAGCUUCUUUGUUAACAGGUUCAACUUCUUCAGAUUCAGCGGAAAAAGUUUACAUUGCCAGGAUGUCAUUAACACCUUCUGACUCCGGACUUCCUUUCAAAUUCCAACGAAGGCAAUUUCCAAUAACUACAAGUUUCGCAAUGACCAUAAACAAAAGUCAAGGCCAGUCAUUAUCUCAUGUGGGAUUGUAUCUACCUAGACCAGUGUUUACACACGGACAACUCUAUGUUGCUCUCUCAAGAGUGAAGUCUAGAAAAGGAUUAAAAAUCCUUAUUAUUGAUAGCGAAGGAGUUGUCUCAAACUGUACACGGAAUGUUGUAUAUGAAGAGGUCUUCAAUAACAUUUGA